AUGACCAAGGUCUUUGAGACUAACUGUAAGGGAGGAGGGGGAGAGUCCGGGGUUGAGAAGUCAAAGGCCCAUCAGGCCCACGUCCAGGUCAGCGCCAAGGUGUCUUCCAAGGACUCGGAGAUGAAAACAGCAGAGGACCCCACCACGAAUCUCAGGCAGACCCUGGAGUGGCUGAGAAAGGAACUGUCUGAGAUGCAGGUCCAAGACCAGAGACUUCUGCUCACACUGAGGCAUCUCCACAGUGUCCUGGAGGAGCUGCGUGCUGAGAGUGCCCACUGGGAGGAUGCCAGGUCCAGCGGAGGGCCCUCCCCUAUCAGAGCUCGAGCAGGCUCCGAAGGCAGGAGCCACCAGCCUCUCUCCUUGAGGCGGCUGGCCCAGCUCCACCGAGAAGACAGCAGACGCAGCUCUCUCCCUUAA
Orycteropus afer afer is the source of this 417-nucleotide messenger RNA. RefSeq names its product chromosome unknown C20orf202 homolog (gene CUNH20orf202). The record is from RefSeq and is a predicted model, not a curated record. NCBI's taxonomy places the organism in Eukaryota, Metazoa, Chordata, Mammalia, Tubulidentata, Orycteropodidae.